AUGACUAGUAGUGUGGAAGAUACCGCCUGUUCGAAGUCGACAGAAACAACAUGGUCCAAGAGCACGAGAAACCUUUCAGAAUUUUAUGCCAGCGACCAUCCUUGGUCUGGUGCUCAUCGUCGUCGUCGAAAGAAGAAUGAUGUCAUGAAGGAAAAAGGAGAGCCAAAGGAUCUGGCUAGUAUUUCAUCCGCCAAAUCUUCCCAUGCUACCAUCAGCAGCAGUGGUACCGGUACCUUGGGCCCCUUAUUAUUAUUUGAAGCCUUUUACUACAAUGAUUUCACGUUGGUCCACUCGGAGAACGUGACGAGGCCCUCUCUGCACUAUGCAGGGGAUGAGUGGUAUGGAAUCCCUGCCGAAAACUUUUCCGGGUACUGGAGCGCCACCGUUCCAGUGUCUGCCCCUCAACUCCUUAUAAUGGAAUUUGACUAUGGCGACUUUGUCAAUCUCACGGUACAAGUCUCCCAAGUCAUUCCUCCGAUCGUCACCAUUGCCUCCUUUACCAAUCCACAGAGUGAAGCGGUCUCUUUGGAACAACCAGGAGAAUACUGGCUGGAAAUUAUCCUGCACAAUCCACUCUACUUUGUCGAGUGGAACUCGUAUUUGGACUUAUUGUCGGGCAAUCGUAAUGGUGGUCGACCCUACCUGACCCUGGAGCAAGCCAGUGAAAAACUCGUCAAUCUAAAAGCCAUUGGACCACAAACCUACAUUGUUCAUGUCCGUGUCGACGGGUCCUCUGAUCCUUACAACGAAUUGGUCAUCCUCCUGGAUGCUGCUAGCAAUCAAGACUCCACGACAACACCUCAUGACUCGAUUGUCUUGAUCCUCGAAACGACAAAGUCGGUCAACUGGCGUGUCGAGAUGACGGAUACAAUCAACACCAACAACAAUCUUCUACUUCCCAUUCAUGCCAUUGUCUAUGGAUCCAGGGAACCCGCUACAUCCCUUCAAGUCAAUUUGGACGACUACUACCAAUUCCCCAUACCGACAUUCGUGAUUGGAAACGACAACUAUAAUAAUAAUGGAGGAAUAUCCUCGGAUGGAUCUUGGAUCUUGGAGGAACUCACGGGUGGUCGCCCUGCCGACCUGUACGUGGACCGACACGAUCAAAAUGCCAUUCGCAUUUCACUGCCAUCAUCAUCCAUGGACAACACUCCACAACAACAACCAUCCGAUUUGGGAUACGACUUGAGCACGUUUGAUGCACGCUACUAUGACGGUACCACACUGGUUCGAGAAGAAUCCGGACUCGCAAGACCCGCCAUGAAUUAUCCUUGGGAUGACUUUUACGGUAUCACCUCGGAAGAUUUUCGUGCCAUUUGGAAUGCCACUCUCGUGGUGCUGACGGACCAUGCCCAAUUUCUCGACAUUGAAUUCAGCCUCAGUUGGAGCACUGUCACAUUGGAAAUCAAUGGACAACGACAAGUCUUGGGACAGAAUGAUGACUCUACUCUGGUGGAGUUUGAGCAAGGACGUGUGCACGAGAUUAUUGUCGAGUACGAAAACAAUUGGCAUACCGUUGGAUUCAAUUCCUUUUUUGGAAAACGACAAUGGUGGACGCUCGACGAAGCGACCACGCGCAUCGACGACAAUCAACUUAUUGAUCCCGUCACUACGUAUAUCGUCCACGUCCACUAUUACGAAUCGGAUGAUCUCUACCAGGAGAUUCUGGUCUUGAUUGAUCCACCCCUGUUGUUGGGUGACCAGUAUCAAUCCAUCUUUCUCAUCUUGGAGAGCUACAAUUCGAUCAACUGGAGAAUUGAAAAUCCCACCGACUUUGCUGUGGAUGCCAUUGUCUUUGGAUCGUACGAACCUGCCACGUCGGUGGAAAUGUCCACAACCGAAACACCCGUCUUUGCCAUUUCGGAUGGAUUGACGGGAACGGAAAGCAAUGACAGCGAUGGUCAAAUUCGUAGUCUGACGGGAGGACGAGAUCCACAUCGGACAUUUACAGGAUAUGCGACAAACUCGGUGCGAGUGUCGUAG
This is a messenger RNA of Seminavis robusta, 1983 nucleotides long. The record is from the annotation of a GenBank genome assembly. NCBI's taxonomy places the organism in Eukaryota, Bacillariophyta, Bacillariophyceae, Naviculales, Naviculaceae.